Messenger RNA from Scheffersomyces amazonensis, 901 nucleotides. It is a transcript of the gene MAD2, whose product is annotated as spindle checkpoint protein. Gene Ontology annotation, cellular component: kinetochore; cytoplasm; nucleoplasm. The record is from RefSeq and is a predicted model, not a curated record. The transcript has a single exon. Gene Ontology annotation, biological process: mitotic spindle assembly checkpoint signaling. The coding region runs from base 221 to 868 and encodes 215 amino acids. NCBI's taxonomy places the organism in Eukaryota, Fungi, Ascomycota, Pichiomycetes, Serinales, Debaryomycetaceae.
CUAGUUCGAUUAAAAUUAUCGAAUAGUUAAAACAUACCAUUGUGUCGUGCGACUGGUAGUAUUCGUUUAAUAAGUAUUCAUUCCCCAGCUUUGAACAACUCGUUAACAUUUGAAGUUAUCACCAAAUUUUCGUUGCGACAUUUCGGGUAUUGGUAAACAAAGGCCGUCAUAUCAUAGAAUAUAAAGCAUUUCAUCCAAUUAGCUUUAAAUUGGGUAUAGAAUGACAUCUAAUGGAGCAGGUAGUUCCUCCAAGUUGGCACUUAAGGGAUCAUCGAAAGUUGUAACCGAUUACUUUGAAUAUGCCAUUAAUUCCAUAUUAUUUCAAAGAGGUAUCUAUCCAUUAGAAGAUUUUACUACAGUUAGGAAAUAUAAUUUAUCAUUAUUAGUAAGUAAUGAUCCUGAUGUUAAGAAGUAUAUAAAUGAUAUUAUGAUACAAAUUAAGAAAUGGGUUUAUGGUAAGAAAAUAGUUAAAUUAGUAUUGGUUAUUAUUUCUAAAUCUACAUUAGAAAAUAUAGAACGAUGGGAAUUUAAUAUAGACGUAUUAGAUGAUGAUAAUAAUAAUGAAAAUAAUAAUGAAGAAUCAAAUAAUAAGAGUAAAGAAGAUACUCAACGAGAAAUCCAAGCCAUAAUAAGACAAAUUACUUCUUCAGUAUCAUAUUUACCAGUAUUAAGAGAUGAUGAUUAUUCAUUUAAUGUAUUGGUUUAUACUGAUCCAAAUAAUCCUUCUAGUACUAUACCUAUAGAAUGGGGUGAUACUAAUGGUGAUGGACGUCAUUUACAAGGUGAAAAUAUAGAUAAAGUUGAUUUCACUCCAUUUUCAACAAAAAUACAUAAAGUUGGUACUUCAGUUACUUAUAAAAUAUCUUAAUCAUACAUAUAAUUACAAGGUUAUUUAUUAAAU